AUGAAGAAAGGAGGAAGGAUGGACAGAGAUCGAAGACUACAGGAGGAGAGGAGGAGGAACGUGGAGAAGAGGAGCCAAAGAGGAGGUGACAUCAGCAUGGAGACUCCUUGGAAACUUCAAGCGAACCUGCUGCACUUCAAGAUGUUUCUCCUCCUCGUCAGGACGUCUGCUCUCGCUCUGAUGAUCACUGUCACCGCCGGGCUCGUUACCACGGCGACGGACGAGCAAGGCCUCACCUGCCGACAGGAGAUCCCCACCGAGCUGAUCCGAGACCUGUGGAGCCGGACCAGACAACUGAUCAACAAACUGCCAAAAGAAGAUAAAUUCUCCAGGCGACUGAGGCUGCUGCCCAAGUUUUGCACCAAAUGUCCUGAGCGUGCGAUUGGCUGGCUGGAGAUGAGGCAAAUGAUCGAUGUGUUCCAGAGGAGUGUGUUCAGUAAAGAGGUUGUCCAGAAGCUCCUCCCCCUCCACUACAACGAACUGCUGUACAGGCUGCAACACACACUGCAACACUGUGUUUCUUCCUCAAAACCUUCAAAAUGGUUCAAAAUCAUCAAAAAACUGGAAAGAAAAAUUAAAAAGAGGAGAGACGAAGGAGCACUAAAGGCUGUUGGAGAGUUCACCUUCAUCCUCAGGUGGAUUGAUGAACUGGUACAGCACCACAUCCUGUAG
Molecule: messenger RNA, 672 nt
Organism: Chelmon rostratus (copperband butterflyfish)
Lineage: Eukaryota; Metazoa; Chordata; Actinopteri; Chaetodontiformes; Chaetodontidae
Exons: 6
Coding region: 1-672 (223 amino acids)
Source: RefSeq, a predicted model, not a curated record